AUGGCAGCAGUAGGCAUGGCCUUGUUGUGCCUCGUUCCUCCCACUGCUCCCGGGGCGGCUCGGCGUCUGCUGGGCCAAAAGGCCGGCUGCCAAACCCUCAGCCCACCCUUGGCCUUGGGAGCCCGAGGAGAAGGGGGAGGAGCCGCCGCCAGUGGAGGCGGAGGAGCAGAGGAGGCGGAGACGGCGGAGACGGCGGAGAAGGCGGAGAGGAAGGUGGAGGCGGAGGCGAAGGUGGAGGGGAAGGUGGAGGCGGCGGGGAAGGUGGAGGCGGCGGGGAAGGUGGACGCCACCGGGAAGGUGGAGACGGCAGGGAAGGUGGACGCUGCCGGGAAGGUGGAGACGGCGGAGGGUCCGGGCCGCCGGGUAGAGCUCAAGCUGGAGCCCGAACCCGAACCCGAUCCGGCACGGGAGGCGGAGCAGGGGCCGAAGGGGGAGCCGAAGCAGGAGCCCGAGGAUGAGAACCCGGCGCGGAGCGGCGGUGGCGGCGGCAGCGACGAGGUUCCUCUCCCCACCCUUCCCUCCGACCCCUCGCGGCCCCCCGAUCCCUCCCCGCGGCGCAGCCGUGCCCCCCGCCGCCGACCCCGGCCGCGGCCGCAGACCCGGCUCCGUACCCCGCCGCAGCCUAGGCCACGGCCCCCGCCCCGGCCCCGGCCCCGGCGCGGCCCUGGGGGCGGAUGCCUGGAUGUGGAUUUCGCUGUGGGUCCACCAGGCUGUUCCCACGUGAACAGCUUUAAGGUGGGAGAGAACUGGAGGCAGGAACUGCGGGUGAUCUACCAGUGCUUCGUGUGGUGUGGAACCCCAGAGACCAGGAAAAGCAAGGCAAAGUCGUGCAUCUGCCAUGUGUGCGGCACCCAUUUGAACAGACUCCACUCUUGCCUUUCCUGUGUCUUCUUUGGCUGUUUCACAGAGAAACACAUUCAUGAGCACGCCGAGACAAAACAACACAACUUAGCUGUAGACCUUUAUUACGGAGGUAUAUACUGCUUUAUGUGUAAGGAUUAUGUAUAUGACAAAGACAUUGAGCAAAUUGCCAAAGAAGAGCAAGGGGAAGCUUUGAAAUUACAAGCUUCCACCUCAACCGAGGUUUCUCACCAGCAGUGUUCCAUGCCAGGCCUCAGUGAGAAAUAUCCAACCUGGGAGACAACCAAACCCGAGUUAGAACUGCUGGGCCACAACCCAAGGAGAAGAAGAAUUACCUCCAGCUUUACCAUCGGUUUAAGAGGACUAAUCAAUCUUGGCAACACGUGCUUUAUGAACUGCAUCGUCCAGGCCCUUACCCACACUCCGAUCCUGAGAGAUUUCUUCCUCUCCGACAGGCACAGAUGUGAAAUGCCAAGUCCCGAGUUGUGUCUGGUCUGUGAGAUGUCUUCGCUUUUUCGGGAGUUGUAUUCUGGAAAUCCAUCUCCUCACGUUCCCUAUAAAUUACUGCACCUGGUGUGGAUACACGCACGGCAUUUAGCAGGGUACAGGCAACAGGAUGCCCAUGAGUUCCUCAUCGCAGCGUUAGAUGUCCUGCACAGGCACUGCAAAGGUGAUGAUGCCGGGAAGGCAGCCAACAAUCCCAACCACUGUAACUGCAUCAUUGACCAAAUCUUCACAGGUGGCCUGCAAUCUGAUGUUACCUGUCAAGCCUGCCAUGGUGUCUCCACCACGAUAGACCCAUGCUGGGACAUCAGUUUGGACUUGCCUGGCUCUUGCACCUCCUUCUGGCCUAUGAGCCCAGGGAGGGAGAGCAGUGUGAAUGGGGAAAGCCACAUACCAGGAAUCACCACCCUCACGGACUGCCUGCGAAGGUUUACGAGGCCAGAGCACUUAGGAAGCAGUGCCAAAAUCAAGUGCGGUAGUUGCCAAAGCUACCAGGAAUCUACCAAACAGCUCACAAUGAAUAAAUUACCUGUCGUUGCCUGUUUUCAUUUCAAACGGUUUGAACACUCAGCCAAACAGAGGCGCAAGAUCACUACAUACAUAUCCUUUCCGCUGGAGCUGGAUAUGACACCGUUCAUGGCCUCGAGUAAAGAGAGCAGGAUGAAUGGACAGUUGCAGCUGCCAACCAAUAGUGGAAACGACGAGAAUAAGUAUUCCUUGUUUGCUGUGGUUAAUCACCAAGGAACCUUGGAGAGUGGCCACUACACCAGCUUCAUCCGGCACCACAAGGACCAGUGGUUCAAGUGUGAUGACGCCGUCAUCACCAAGGCCAGUAUUAAGGACGUUCUGGACAGUGAAGGGUAUUUACUGUUCUAUCACAAACAGGUCCUGGAACAUGAGUCAGAAAAAGUGAAAGAAGUGAAUACACAAGCCUACUGAAGUGACACACAGACCUACCUACCUGUAAUGGAAGAUGACAGCACCCGUACUACAACUGGCAUUGAGAUUUAAAGGACCUACUUGCAUGGCCCACGGGCCUGACAGAGCUGGGGGAGAGCAAGAGGUAAGCGG
Balaenoptera ricei (Rice's whale) is the source of this 2436-nucleotide messenger RNA. RefSeq names its product ubiquitin specific peptidase 27 X-linked (gene USP27X). Lineage: Eukaryota; Metazoa; Chordata; Mammalia; Artiodactyla; Balaenopteridae. The record is from RefSeq and is a predicted model, not a curated record. The transcript is spliced from 3 exons. The coding region runs from base 1 to 2304 and encodes 767 amino acids. Gene Ontology annotation, biological process: protein deubiquitination. Gene Ontology annotation, molecular function: zinc ion binding; cysteine-type deubiquitinase activity.